Messenger RNA from Encephalitozoon hellem ATCC 50504, 501 nucleotides. RefSeq lists its product as uncharacterized. Lineage: Eukaryota; Fungi; Microsporidia; Unikaryonidae. Bases 1 to 501 code for a protein of 166 amino acids. The transcript has a single exon. The record is from RefSeq and is a predicted model, not a curated record.
AUGGGAGUAAGAAUCAUAACCUAUAGCUCUUCAAUAAGUUUACCUCCAACAAUCUUUAUUAGAAACACUCUGUUUCGGAACACACAAAUGAAGCUUUCAUAUACCCAUGUUCACUUUAUAGACGCCCCAGAAGCCAUUGCCGUCUGUGACAUACUAGUAGUGGAUGGAAACAGUGUUUCCGUAGACACCCUGGAUGAAUUGAAAAAAGUGCAUCCAAAAACAAUUCUGUGGUGCAAGGACAUUGUAAACGAUGCAACGUGGUUUCUAGAGAAGUUUGGCGAGGCUGUAGACAGAAGCUAUGUUGUAGUAAUCAAUGACGGUGUGAAUGUUGAGGAAAGGGAUGCCGAAGACUAUCCACUGCAAAAACUGCCCUUAGAUCCAAGGCUAGAGUCUGAAGAAGAUCUUGUAGGAGUCUAUUUAGAUCGUAAGUUUAGUAAUUUGGAAAAAAGAAAACCUGUAGAAAGCAUAUUUAGUAGGCUUCAUCUAUCAAGAAAUCAAUGA